AUGGCGUCGGCCAGAGGCAGCUGUCGCGUCGCCCGCGCCAUCGAGUCGGUGAUCUCUUUGAGCAGGCUGACAGACGCGUCGUCGGGGCUGCCCCCCAACAGCUCGGUGGGCAACGGGUCUGAGAGCUCCCGCCCCGCCUGGGGUCCCCGUUGCCUGGACUGCCUGGAGGGGGCGACAGGCGCCGGCGCGGCUCUGGCCCUGCGAGCGCUGAUCGCAUGCGCCUAUCUGGUCCUGUGCGCGGUGGGGCUGGUGGGCAAUGUGCUGGUGCUGGUCCUGGUGCGCUCCCAGCAGCGGCGGCGUCCCUCGCUGCUCAACUGCUUCCUCCUCAACCUGGCUGCCACCGACCUUCAGUUCGUGCUGACAUUGCCCUUCUGGGCUGCAGACACAGUGCGUGACUUCAGCUGGCCCUUCGGAGGCGCCAUGUGCAAGGUAGUGUUGACACUCACCGUGCUCAACAUGUACGCCAGCAGCUUCUUCCUCAGCGCCAUGAGCGUGGCGCGCUACUGCGCAGUGGUGGGCGCGCUGCGCCCGAGCCGUCGGGGCGCCCCGCCCGCCGCUUGCGUGUGUGGCUUCCUCUGGGCUGCAGCCGUCUUGGCUACGGCGCCCACCACCCUGUUCGCCACGGCGGUCUGGGUGGGCGGCGAGCCUCUGUGCCUGCUCCGCUUCCCCGACCGUGGCCCCGACUGGCUGGCGCUCUACCACCUGCAAAAGAUCGCCGUGGCCUUCGUGCUACCGUUGGCCACGCUGGGCACCUGCUCGCUGCUGCUUCUGCGCUUCCUGCGGCGCCGGCGGGCAAGCUGGUCGUCAGGGGUCCGGCCCCGACGGCGCUCCCGGGUCACCCGCGCGUUGGCCUGCGUCCUGCUGGCCUUCCUGCUCUGCUGGCUGCCCAACCAGGCGCUCACGCUCUGGGGGGUGCUGAUCAAGCUGGACGCCAUCCCUUGGGACCGCGCCUAUUUUCUCGCCCAGGCCUACCUCUUCCCCGUCUCCAUCUGCCUGGCGCAUGCCAACAGCUGCCUCAAUCCGCUGCUCUACUGCUUGUUGCGCCGCGACUUCCGCCAGGGCUUGCGAGAGAUGUGUGGCCGUGCCAAGGGCACCCCGAACCUCAGACCCGGCUCCGAAGGCCGUGCUCCAGCAUCCACGCUCUCCAAUAACCAGGCCUGA
This is a messenger RNA of Elephantulus edwardii (Cape elephant shrew), 1161 nucleotides long. Its product is annotated as relaxin-3 receptor 1-like. The transcript has a single exon. Bases 1 to 1161 code for a protein of 386 amino acids. Gene Ontology annotation, biological process: G protein-coupled receptor signaling pathway; immune response. Gene Ontology annotation, cellular component: membrane. Lineage: Eukaryota; Metazoa; Chordata; Mammalia; Macroscelidea; Macroscelididae. Gene Ontology annotation, molecular function: G protein-coupled receptor activity. The record is from RefSeq and is a predicted model, not a curated record.